Molecule: messenger RNA, 1590 nt
Organism: Aspergillus fijiensis CBS 313.89
Lineage: Eukaryota; Fungi; Ascomycota; Eurotiomycetes; Eurotiales; Aspergillaceae
Exons: 6
Coding region: 1-1590 (529 amino acids)
Molecular function (GO): methyltransferase activity
Source: RefSeq, a predicted model, not a curated record
AUGUCUUGUCUGCCCGUCUGCACCCAAAGAAUGAAAGAAUUGGCAAAGGAGCGUGAAUUGGAACAUGGUAAAAGGAUCGAGUGGAAUGAUUGGGUUGCCGAUAACCUUGUGGUGCAGUUUGAGAAGCUGGUUUUCCCUCGAAGAUCUCAGUUGCCUCGUGCAAGUGCUGUCCCUCAUUGGGAGUAUUCCUGCCAGCGUCUCAAUCACGCUUUUGUACGGGACGAAUACUCGCAACUCACACUGAUACCGUCAGUCCGAGAAAAUGAACUUGUUCUGCAGUUCCACGAUUUUGAGACAAUGGGCCAGAAAUCAGAUGGAGAAAUCAUAUUUCUUGAUGACAUUACGCAGGCCCAGGCACUGCCAUCUCAAGACUCUGUUCUACAUUUGCUCCCUGCCGCAGAUGAACCUCAAAGUGCCGGUUACUUCUGUCGCUUUGCUAUCCGCGAUAGAAGCAAUGCGAACGCAGCUUGCAUCACGCCACUAAAUUCUGGGUUACUUUCCCGUCAAGAUCGAUGGAAGCGCCCUCGUUAUGCGCCAUCCAAGCCUAUUGUCAUUGACCUCAGUCCACGGGAUCUAGGACUCGCUGAAGGUUUUUCCCAGGCUGAAUUUGACAUCAUCGCUGGUUUGGGAUUCGACUCGGAACAGGACAUGAGUUGGAGGACCAGGUAUCCUACAGCAACUAUUUACGAUGAAAGUCCGCCGUCUGUUCUUUCGCACAUGAGACGCGGAAAAUUGCUGCCUCCUCAGGACGUGAAAGCUGGCGUUCCAAAAGUACUGAUCUUCUCGGAGACUGGGCCAUUGGUCAUCGGAGGUGGUGAAGACCCCUACUUUGACCUGCCCCUUCUGAACAUAAUCAAUGAACUGAAUGCCAGCGAGGAUGACUUUGACUUUCUGGUCUCUAUACAGCCAGCAGGAAUUCUGCAUCCACAGUGCCUUCCUUCCUUUGCAAAGGCUGUUCUCGAACUCCUGAAGAAACGAAACUCAGUGCAUGUUUUCAGCGUCCGUCUACCAGAUCAUGGGAUCUCGAACAGUCAGACAUACAUCGUCCUGCUUGCCUCUCCCAUCUGCUCCGACGUCCCUUGGCCUGCGACCCACCUUGACACAAAGAGCAUCGAAGAGCAGAUCUGCCAUCUCAAGUCUAAGAACCCUCGGGCGGAUGACACACACCCUACAGCAGGGAAACAUGUAUUCUUGAAUCCUGCGGGUCAGGUCAAUGUCUACAACCAUGGCACCGGUCAGCUGCCUGAUGCGACUGACAGGCCGUACUUUAAAACCGUCGACUUUGAGAGCAACAUCAUCUUGCCAACACUUUACAGCGAUCACGGCUGGCUGCACCCUACUCGCCACGAUAUUCUUACGGUACGCGAAUGCGCUCGCAUCCAGGGGUUCCCUGAUGAUUACAUUUUCUAUGGCGCCGACAAGGCCCUUCGUUCUCAGAUCAUUGCAUCAUUUCCGCCGCCUAUCGCGCGGGGCAUCGCGGAGGCAAUUCGUAAGAUCAUCAAGGAGCAUACGGCGCCCGGAUUGGAUGCAAGCACAUUUGCUGCUCUGAAUCUGGGUGGGCGACCGCAGAAGAGGACUCGAGUGGAUUGA